AUGUCCAGCACAGGCCGCCGGCUCGACGGAAAAGUCGCCAUUAUCACUGGCGGAGCGAGUGGCUUUGGCAAGGCGAUCGCAGGCCUCUUUGCACAGCAGGGGGCCAAGGUAGUCAUUGCCGAUCUCUCAGCAGAAGCCGGGCAGGCGGUUGCCAAAGCCACCGGGGGCGUCUUUACAGUCGCCGACGUGACCAAAAGGAGUGACUGGGAGAAGCUGCUCGCGCUCGCCCUGGACAAGUUUGGCGGGCUCGACAUCGUGGUCAACAACGCGGGAACGUCGUACCGCGCAAAGCCCACCGAGGACGUGACCGACAAGGACUACGACCUGGUCUUCGACGUCAACGUGAGAUCGGUCUACCUCUCAGGCAGCGUCAUCCUGCCGUAUUUCCUCAAGAACGACAGACCUGGCAACUUCAUCAACAUCUCCUCAGCCAGCGCUCUCCGCCCCCGGCCGAAACUGGUGUGGUACGCGGCAUCCAAGGGCGCCGUCAGCAACGCAACCAGAGCGCUUGCCAUCGAAUACGCCCAGAGAAAGAUCCGCUUCAACACGGUGAAUCCGGGCCCGGCCAUUACAGGCUUGAAAGACGCCUUUUCCGGAGGGGCGAAAGAUCCCGACGCCGCAAUGGUUCGGAUGGUUGAGGAUUCGGUGCCCAUGGGCCACCCGGCAGAGACGAUAGACAUUGCAAAUGCUUGUCUGUUUCUCGCCAGUGAAGAAUCCGCAUUCGUCACGGGCAUUGAGCUUCCGGUUGAUGGUGGCCGUUGUGCAUAG
Fonsecaea nubica is the source of this 768-nucleotide messenger RNA. RefSeq lists its product as hypothetical. The record is from RefSeq and is a predicted model, not a curated record. NCBI's taxonomy places the organism in Eukaryota, Fungi, Ascomycota, Eurotiomycetes, Chaetothyriales, Herpotrichiellaceae. Bases 1 to 768 code for a protein of 255 amino acids. The transcript is spliced from 3 exons.